Molecule: messenger RNA, 1220 nt
Organism: Mesocricetus auratus (golden hamster)
Lineage: Eukaryota; Metazoa; Chordata; Mammalia; Rodentia; Cricetidae
Exons: 7
Coding region: 1-738 (245 amino acids)
Source: RefSeq, a predicted model, not a curated record
AUGGCGACAUCCUCCGAAUAUCGCCAGCUGCUGAGUGACUACGGGCCACCUAUAUUUGGGAGGAGGAAUGGACAACGUGGAGAGACCAGAGUGAGGAAGAAGGAAGCAGGCCCUAGGUCUCACUGGAAAACAUGGUUCUGGGGAAGACACCGGACUACUGAGGAGGCACCAUCCCAACUCUCUACUUUCACAAAGCAGGACAAGCAGAUAGAGAAGCUGGAGGAACUUACCAUUAAGCUACAGAGUAUAAAAAAUGAGCAAAUUGAGCUGAGUGCAAUCCUGGAAAGCUAUACCAAGAUAGAUUUUUAUAACAGUUUCCUCCACAGAAUUGGCCUACCAGAUUUGACUCAGUUGAAAAACAAUGUCAAUGCGUUGAAACAGGAGAAUGAAAAGCUGUCGGAGGAGCAGAUUGCACUGCAAGAGACCUGUGAGGAGGUGAAGAAGCUCCUUAAGGAGGUGCAGGAGAAGAUCUGUGACCCCUGUGCUGAGCAGCAUCAGGAAGAAGAAAGCCUGGAUGAAAGACCAAAGAUCCUGAUGAAGCAGAAACAGUUGAUCACCCAGCACAGGGAUUUGGCAGAAAAGAUGGAGCAUCCUUUCAGUGUCUUAGAGAAGAUCUCACAGCCCAAGUCAGAAGGAGUCCUUAGAACCAUGUCAGGAAAUCUCCAGUGUGAGUUGGAAACAGUCUCAGCUCAGGAAGAGAGCCUCCUGCAGAAAGAGCUGUUACAGCAGGAACACUGAUUCUCACAGCAUAUUUUUAGAUAACCGAGAAGGCCAAGGAAGCCACAGACAUUCUAUGUCCUCAAAUCAAGGCCGGCUCAGAAGAAGACAUCCUCUUAUAGCUGUAAUUUACCAGUGAACCAAAUACCAGCUGAACUGCAGGUGAUCCAGCCACAAGAAGACUCAUUGGUCUGUUGACUCAAUUCUCCCAUGGAAAUGAAACCAUCAAAACGGAUCUUGAUAUGCAGAAGACCUGAGAGAAUAAUUCCUGGGAACUCUGGCUUUCAACAGAUUGUGUAGUACAACACCAUGGAGGGUAUACAUGGCUAUACUAGCUUUCAAAUAUUUUUUCCAUCUGGUGACUGAUUUCCUACCAUGAUUCCAAGGCCAGAACAGGCUGUAGGUCUGUGUUGCUAAAUCUGUGCCAAGAGACUGUUGUUUAACUUAGUUUAUGUUGCUUUUCGGUUGGGGUUUAUUUAUUUUGGUUUUAUUAGUAUCUUUGU